This is a messenger RNA of Rana temporaria (common frog), 2914 nucleotides long. RefSeq names its product lipase E, hormone sensitive type (gene LIPE). Gene Ontology annotation, biological process: triglyceride catabolic process; cholesterol metabolic process. Gene Ontology annotation, molecular function: triacylglycerol lipase activity; sterol ester esterase activity. The record is from RefSeq and is a predicted model, not a curated record. Bases 141 to 2678 code for a protein of 845 amino acids. The transcript has 11 exons. Lineage: Eukaryota; Metazoa; Chordata; Amphibia; Anura; Ranidae. Gene Ontology annotation, cellular component: cytosol.
CUCCUCCCGCAGGUUUAUAACUGGGCAGGAGGAGUCCACUUCUACAGUGAGAUGGAACUAUCCGAUCCAGAGAAGUCCUACUAACAGAACGCCAGGGGACAGUUGUCACGGCAGGCGUGGCGCUCGUGCCUCCCGAGCAGAUGGACCCCCGACCCCUGUUCCAGGCCGUGGACACCCUGUGCCAGGAUAACAUUAAGCACUUUGGAGAGUCUAAAGCUGAGGUGGGCGCCCGAUUGGUGCAAGCCUUUGCCCGGAUCCAAGAACAGGCACUUGGAGUUGAACCGUCCAUACGUGCCCUGGCUGCAGUUUGCCCACUUUUUGACCUAGACCCUGACACUCCAGCCAACGGAUACCGAAGCCUACUGAAGGUGGUACUUUCCUGUACCCAGCACAUCUUGCACAAGUGCCGGUACAUCACAGCCAGCCGCCACAGCCUCUUCUUUCGAGCCGCCCACAACUGCGCAGAGCUAGAAGCGUAUGGUGCCGCUCUCACCCAGCUGCGGGCACUGCUCUGUUUCGCACAGAGGCUGCUUACUGCCAACCAACAUGGGGAUCUCUUCUUCCGGCAAGAGCGAGGCCUUUCUGAAGAGUUCCUGCGGGAGUACAGCACCAUGCACAAAGGCUGCUUCUAUGGACGCUGCAUGGGGUUUCAGUUCACUCCUUCCAUCCGCCCGUUCCUGCAGACUAUCUCUAUUGGGUUGGUGUCAUUCGGGGAGAACUACAAGCGUCAUGAAUCUGGAAUAACUGAGGGAGCUCUUGUAGCCUAUUAUGGUGUAGCAGCCAGCUCCUUCUUCAUAAGUGGAAGAUACGCCAUGGACCCGGAGCGGCGAGGAGCAGAUUAUGAAAGGAUAACACAAAACCUGGAUGUGAACUUCUGGAAGUCCUUUUGGAACAUCACAGAGAUGGAAUUGCUUGCAUCUUUGGUUGGAAUAGCCACAACAGUUCGCAUCAACAAGAUCCUUUCUGUGCCUCCUGAACCUCUGGAGAUGCCGCUGUCCUCCAAUCCUCAGCUCACCGUCACCAUCAGCCCUCCUGUAGCUCAUAGUGGACCAGGUCCCGUUACCGUGCGUCUCAUCUCUUACCAGCUGCGUGAGGGUCAGGAGAGCGAGGAACUAAACGUCUUCACAAAACCUGAAGGUCCUCUGAGCCUUGACCUUCGUCUCAGAUCUCGCCCGGCCCCCCUCUCUCCAGACCUGAUCAUCCAUUUCCACGGUGGGGGUUUUGUAGCCCAGACCUCAAAGUCGCAUGAGCCCUACCUGAAGAUUUGGGCUCAGGAGCUCGAGGCGCCCAUCCUGUCUGUGGACUACUCUCUGGCCCCAGAGGCUCCUUUCCCAAGGGCUCUUGAAGAAUGUUUCUAUGCCUAUUGCUGGGCUUUGAAACACUGUCGGCUGCUGGGCUCCACAGGUGAAAGGGUCUGCCUGGCUGGUGACAGUGCCGGUGGUAACCUUUGUAUCACCGUAGCAAUGCGUGCUGCUUCUGUUGGGGUUAGACUACCAGAUGGGAUCAUGGUUGCCUAUCCAGCCACUUUAUUACAGGCCACAGCAUCCCCAUCCCGCCUCCUGACCCUGAUGGACCCGCUGCUGCCGCUCAGCGUGCUGUCAAAGUGUCUUAGCGCUUAUGCAGGCACGGAACGAGUCCCUGUGGACGAACGAGCGGUUGAAAAGCAGCAGAGCUCACUGAGUCAAGUAAAACGAGGGACCGCGUUAUUUCUCAGAGACAUCCGACAAGGAGCCGCGUCCUGGCUGAGCAAUCUAAUGGAAGGGAGCAAGGACAGGGCCAAUCCAGACACGGUGAGAAAGAGCGUAUCGGAGGCAGCACUAGCAGAUGAGUCUCUUCUUAACCGCAAGGUGUCUUUAAAGAGCAAAACCUGCCAGGAUCUGAACCGCCAUCAGUACAUGGAGGAAACCAGUUUUGCAGUUGGAACUCCAAACCAGCACAGCGGACAAAGCGGAGCCCCGAACAAACACGCGAAUAGCGGAGCACAGUCCGACGGCGGCUCCUCCUCCUCUGCAAAUAGGCCGCAUUCACCAUCUUCACUGUCCAUCCAAUCAGAAGGCAGCGAGGCGUUGUGUCCCACCAGCCCACAGAAGCCCGUCAAUUUCUUCCUAACAGAGAGCGAGAGUGAGGGCGACGCCUCCUUUGACGGAGAACCUUCUACACACUCUAAAGAGAACAUUCCCCCUGCACACUCCAGUGAGGACCAAUCAUCCCCACAGUCCCCCUCCACUUCUCUUCUGGGCUUUCCAGAAGGAUUUCAGCCCCUGCGCUCUCAAAAUGGCGUGGCCCACAUGACCUUACAGACUUCUGCCAUUGUGGAAAAUCCAUACAUGUCCCCGUUGCUGGCUCCUGACAGUAUGCUGCAAGGACUUCCUCCCAUUCACAUUGUGGCCUGUUCGCUGGACCCGAUGUUGGAUGACUCCGUGAUGUUUGCUAAGAGACUCCGUUCUCUCAACCGACCAGUCACCCUGAAGGUAGUAGAAGAUCUCCCUCAUGGAUUCCUCAGCCUAUCACAGCUGUCACCAGAAACCCGAACCGCCACAACUUUGUGCGUCCAGCGCAUCCGGCAAGUCCUGCGAGAAGAGCCUCCUGCCCCGCCCCCUGCCGCUCCCCGAAAACACCGCAAACUGGAAAGGACGCUGGGGAAGAGCGCAGUGACCGAUCGAGAGAUUGGAGCCUGAAACCCCAUAAAACUUUCUCCAUGACGUGCAAUAGUCAUUUAUUUACAUUUCACACCACUGGUCACUCUGAUUUCACUCUGCGCCCAUUCUGUUGAAUCGCAAAUGCCACCAGCAGAGUUCAAUGUGGUCUCUGAGAAGUAUGGCGCACAUGCUUGGCAAAGGCAUUUGAUGAAGGACAUGCUACACACAUAAGGUGCUUUUUAGUAAAUCUCUGGUUGACAGAGAGCUGCUUUAAA